Molecule: messenger RNA, 2071 nt
Organism: Dromiciops gliroides (monito del monte)
Lineage: Eukaryota; Metazoa; Chordata; Mammalia; Microbiotheria; Microbiotheriidae
Gene: IL20RB
Product: interleukin 20 receptor subunit beta
Exons: 7
Coding region: 69-998 (309 amino acids)
Molecular function (GO): interleukin-20 binding
Source: RefSeq, a predicted model, not a curated record
CUGAGCAUGACACGACACUUUAUCUGGGAAAAGACCAUUCAAAUCCAAGCUAAGCCUGGACCCACAGAAUGGUUCUGAAAGGUUUGGCAAACCUGGUCGUGUGGCUUCUCUGUAUCUUGAUUCCAACUUUGCUCACAGAUGAAGCUGUCAUUCUGCCAGCCCCUCUGGAUCUUUCUGUACAUUCUACUAACAUGAAGCACAUAUUGACUUGGAGUCCAGUGACUGUCCCUGGAGAAACAGUAAAUUAUUCUGUUGAGUACCAGGGAGAAUAUGAAAGAUUUUAUGCUAACUCCUGGAUCCCCAGCAGUUGGUGUUCUUCCAUUAGCACCCCAGAGUGCAAUGUUACAGAUGACAUCACGGCCACCGUGGCUUAUAACUUUCGAGUCAAGGCAACAUUCGGCAAUCAGAGUUCAGCCUGGAGCACCCUGAAGGAGCUUUUCAAUCGCAACUCAACUGUCCUCACCUCUCCCAGAAUGAAAAUUAGCAAGGAUGGCUAUCAUUUAAUAGUGGAAUUUGAGGACAUGGGGCCAUAUUUUGAAUUCAAUGUUACUUACUGGAAGAAUAGCCCCAAUUCUCAGGAACUUUACAAGAUUGUGAGGGAAGGUGGCAAUCUAGUACAUCUGGAGACUAUGGAGGCUGGAGCUGAGUACUGUGUGAAAGCCCAGACCAUUGUGGAAGUUAUCGAGAGAAGCAGUGCCUUCAACCAGGGGGAAUGUAUCAGAGCACAAGAUGAAACCCCUCUGCUGGCUCUUGUCCUGUUCUCCUCUGCUGGUUUUAUCCUGUUUCUAGUGGGUCUGCCUCUAUUCAUCUGGAAAAUGAGCCAGUUGUUGCGGUACUCCUGCUGUCCUGUUGUUGUCCUUCCAGACACACUGAAAAUAACAGAUUCCCCUCAGAAGCUAAUAAACUGUAAAAAGGAAGAGAUCGAAUCCUGUGAUACAAUCGUUCGGGUAAUGUAUCCAGAGGAGCUCUUCCAUUCAUGGCUCCAAGAGACUUUAUAAAGGACUCUGGCUGAAACACAGAUCAGCUGAACACAGGAGCAGCCAGAGAGCAGGACUUUAUUCUUAGAAAAGGACACAAGAGGGGUGGCUAGGUGGCGCAGUGGAUAAAGCACCGGCCCUGGAUUCAGGAGUUCCUGAGUUCAAAUCCGGCCUCAGACACUUGACACUUACUAGCUGUGUGACCUUGGGCAAGUCACUUAAGCCCCAUUGCCCUGAAAAAAAAAAAAAAGAAAAGGACACAAGAGAACCAAAAAUAGAUAACCUGUGCUCUAUUUGCCUGGGACUAGCUGAAGGCAGAAAUACCUUGAGGAAUAAGACUCUUACAGAGAUAUCCUGGUAUCGUGGAAGGUUUGUUGCAUUGAAGAUUGGAAGAUUUAGGCUCUGGUCUUGGUUUGGCUGUUAACAAACUGUGUGAAUAUGGACAAGUCACUUCAUUCUCAGUUUUCUCAUCUAUAAAAUGAUGGGGUUGGACUAUAUGACCAUAUGUUUUUAUGAAACAGCAUUCUGACAUACUAGUGGUAUAUGUUAACAUUCAUGUUAGCCAAGCAAAAACUAGAAAAGGGACCUCCUAUUUAAGUACCUUCAUAAACGCUCUUACCAUGAACUCUGAAGAGUUGUGUCCUUUCACAUGCAUCCCUACCAAUACAGGAACUACUUGAGUAGUAGCUAUGGAUAUAUUGACAUUCAUUUGGUCUUUUCAGGUAUUGAAAUAUGUUGGUCACGGUUUAUUAAUUUCCAAUCAUUGUUACUAUUUUUAAAACUUCUUUUCAUUGAAAAGGGAAUGGUGAUGGCCACUAUUGUGGGUGCAUAGAGGCAGACUGAGAGAACCAUUUGGGAAGUACCACUUUGAAAUGAGAUACUCUGAAGACUUGGAGCAGAUCCUGGUGAUGGUGGGACUUUGAGAAGUCUCCAAUAAAGGGUUAAGUGGUUCAGGAUAGCAGCUUAUAUUCUUGUUCUUCCAUCAGUCCCAGGUGCAUCUUUUUGGCCAGACUGUAAGCUCCUUGAGGGCAGCAAACACACUUUGUUUAUAUUUUUCUAUUUUUCAACACUUGGAGCAGGGAUCUGCGCACAGA